This is a messenger RNA of Orycteropus afer afer, 1296 nucleotides long. RefSeq names its product zinc finger protein 596 (gene ZNF596). Lineage: Eukaryota; Metazoa; Chordata; Mammalia; Tubulidentata; Orycteropodidae. Gene Ontology annotation, biological process: regulation of DNA-templated transcription. The coding region runs from base 1 to 1296 and encodes 431 amino acids. Gene Ontology annotation, molecular function: RNA polymerase II cis-regulatory region sequence-specific DNA binding; DNA-binding transcription factor activity, RNA polymerase II-specific. The record is from RefSeq and is a predicted model, not a curated record. The transcript has 2 exons.
AUGUCCUUCCCAAAGCAGAAAGCUCUCAGUGAAGAGAAACCCUUGGAAUGUAAUGAUGUGGAAGAUUUUACUGACAGCGUCACAUUGACUCAACCUGAAUUAACUCACAUGGGAAAGAAACAAGAUGUCAGCAAAGAAUUUGGAAAAUCCUGUAAGGACCAGUCAUUCUUUAAACCACAUAAGCAAAUUCACACUAGAAGUAAACCAUAUGAGUGUCAUCUGUGUGGGAAAGCCUUUAUUCAAAGCUCUGACCUAAUACAGCAUAUUAGAACUCACACAGGAGAGAAACCAUAUGAUUGCCACAUGUGUGGGAAAACCUUCAGUACAAGAUCUAACCUUAAAAAACAUGAGAGAAUCCACACUGGAGAGAAACCAUAUGCUUGUCAACUGUGUGGAAAAGCCUUUAGUCAGUGUUAUGAACUUAGAAGUCAUGAGAAAAAACACACUGGAGAAAAACCGUAUGAAUGCAAUGUAUGUGGGAAAGCCUUUAUUCAGAGGUCUUGCCUUACACAACACAAUAGAACUCACACUGGAGAGAAACCAUAUGAUUGUCAUAUAUGUGGAAAAACCUUCAGUACAAGAUCUAAUCUUAGAAAACAUGAGAGAAUUCACACUGGGGAGAAGCCAUAUGUUUGUCAACUAUGUGGGAAAGCCUUUAGUCAGAGUUACGAACUUAGAAGUCAUGAGAAAACACACACUGGGGAGAAACCAUAUGAAUGCCAUAUAUGUGGCAAAGUCUUUAUUCAAAAGUCUUGCCUUACACAACACAAUAGAACUCACACUGGAGAGAAACCAUACGAAUGUCAUCUCUGUGGGAAAGCCUUCAUGAAUUGUUCUAACUUGAGACGCCAUGAGAGAAGUCACACUGGAGAGAAACCAUAUGGAUGUCAGCUCUGUGGGAAAGCCUUUAGUCAGUGUUCCGAACUUAGAGAUCAUGAGAAAACUCACACUGGAGAGAAACCAUUUCAGUGUAAUGUAUGUGGUAAAACCUUCAGUAGAAGUUCUAACCUGAGACUUCAUGAGAGAAUUCACACUGGAGAAAAACCAUACGAAUGCCAUGUAUGUGGUAAAGCUUUUACGAGGAGUUCUAACAUGAAACUACAUGAGAGAAACCACACUGGAGAGAAUCCAUAUGUAUGCCAUAUGUAUGGGAAAGCCUUCAUUUAUUGUUUUGUCUUGAGACAACAUGUAAUAAUUGUGAAAGAGAUUUCUGUCUUGGUUGCAACAUUUACGCACCCAGAGGAGUCUCACACAUUGAAGGAACAGAAUCACACAUUGAAGAACAGUAUUGUGUAA